Hermetia illucens (black soldier fly) is the source of this 516-nucleotide messenger RNA. Its product is annotated as trypsin theta-like. The record is from RefSeq and is a predicted model, not a curated record. NCBI's taxonomy places the organism in Eukaryota, Metazoa, Arthropoda, Insecta, Diptera, Stratiomyidae. The transcript has 4 exons. Gene Ontology annotation, biological process: proteolysis. Gene Ontology annotation, molecular function: serine-type endopeptidase activity. The coding region runs from base 28 to 516 and encodes 162 amino acids.
GUUAGUCGGUGUUUUAGUCUCUUGGAAAUGAUUUUACUUUUGCGAUUUAUACUAUUUUAUUUCACAUGCAUAAAACAUGUCUUUGUGGCCUUUAGAUUUGCGAAAGUGGGUGAAUAUCCAUCUACGAUUUCAAUACGCUCAAAACAAAACCAAACUCAUUUUUGCGGUGGAUCAUUGGUAGACACCAUCCAUGCAAUUACAGCUGCGUGCUGCCUAUAUCCGAUCAAAGAUAACACCUCUGGAUUUGAGAUCAUGGGUGGAGACAUUUAUUUAUACGAAAGUGUAGGCUUUGUGGCGGCAACGCGGCAACGCUUUGGUUUCACUGUCAUCAUUCACGAACUUUUCAACCCCAAAACUAAAACGCAUAACGUUGCCCUCAUGCGCCUUACAAAUAGCGUGAAGCCUUCUUUUGCCUUGAGCCAUGUAAGUCGACAGGGAGGUCCAACUCUUUCUGGAAUUGUUUGUCAAAUUGUUGGUUGGGGAUCGAGAAAUAAUAUGAAAGUGUGUUUAAUAUAA